AUGGCCGACAGGUGGCAGUAAUGCCCUAGAACGUUAGUUAGUUCGAAGAAGAACUAAGCAGGAAACCGCGAAAAAGCAAAGUAACUGAAUAAUGGCAACUAAAAAGACGCAAUCUGUCCGGAAAGUGCUGAAAACUUCCUCACAAGACUCCUCUAAUUUGACAUCUGUAAGUGAUGACAGCUGUGGAAACAACAGUGGAGCAAAAAGAAAAGCCAAACCUUCAGGGACAAUUGUGAAGUCUCGUUAUAUGCAGACUGAAAAGAAGACUGUUGUAAAGAAAACACCAAAUGAGUCUGUCCUUGUGCCACCCAGACCUGCUUCACCUAAAGUUGGUAGUGGCCACAAACACAGAUUUGGCACACCGCCGAGACGGACAUUACAUGCUCCGCCUGAUCAGAAUUCCGUGUGUAAGUUUGUGAAAACAAAUGUAAUACCCGGCCUUUUAGAGUCAUCAAGUCUUGGUGGAAAUGUCUUACAGUCAACUGUCCUGGAUGGUCACUGCAUGCGUCCAGACUUUGAUCUCUCCGUCAUUAAAGAAAAUACAUCACCAGCAUCACAACCAAGUGCAGUGGACCCCAGUGCUAAAAAAAGGAACCUGGAGUUAGAAACAUUCCUGCUGGCCUUCCUCACUGCUAAGAUCGAAAACAACACACACAAACUUAAGGAAGAAGCAGAAAGAAACCUCUUCACUCUGAUGGAAGAAGAGGAAAAGCUGCGCUCAAAAAUCAUGAACAAGAAGCAGCAGUGUCUUCUUCUCAAAAAGCAGCAGCAGCUCAAUGAUUUACUCGACAUGCAGAUUGUCGCGCUAACACCUGUCGCUGAAACCGCUCAGCAAUUCACAGAGGAGUACAAGACGUUUGCGUCGGCCAUAGACACAACGCGGCACGAGCUACCUAUAAAGAACUUACAUGUUGAAGAGAAUAGAGAGGAGUUUCUGGAUAAAGCGCUUGUCUGUCUAAAUCAGAGUCAAUGUAUCUUGGAGAAGUACAUGAAAGACGUUUCCACCGAAGGAGAAAGCACUGCAGCAUGUCUUAAAGAGAUAAAAAGUGCAGCACAUGAGAUUAACCAGCAUCUGCUGAGUACAUCUUCUGAUCUGUUAGAACUGUCCUCACUAGUGAGUCAGGAAAAGGUGCUGGUCCAGCAGAGUUUGGAGGAAGAUAAGAUUGGAUUUAAUACAGUACAAAGUCUCUUUUCAGAUUAAAGUUGGUCUAAUUUUUUUUUUUGUAAAUGUGUAGAGUAAUUAUUAAAGCAUUUAAAUCAGUA
Molecule: messenger RNA, 1263 nt
Organism: Tachysurus fulvidraco (yellow catfish)
Lineage: Eukaryota; Metazoa; Chordata; Actinopteri; Siluriformes; Bagridae
Gene: haus8
Product: HAUS augmin like complex subunit 8
Exons: 10
Coding region: 92-1201 (369 amino acids)
Biological process (GO): spindle assembly; centrosome cycle
Cellular component (GO): centrosome; cytoplasm; nuclear microtubule
Molecular function (GO): microtubule binding
Source: RefSeq, a predicted model, not a curated record